Hevea brasiliensis (rubber tree) is the source of this 495-nucleotide messenger RNA. Its product is annotated as defensin Ec-AMP-D2-like. Bases 149 to 382 code for a protein of 77 amino acids. Gene Ontology annotation, biological process: defense response. The record is from RefSeq and is a predicted model, not a curated record. Lineage: Eukaryota; Viridiplantae; Streptophyta; Magnoliopsida; Malpighiales; Euphorbiaceae. The transcript is spliced from 2 exons.
AUCUGUCACUUGUUACAGAUGUCCCUUAUUCAAGAAAAACCCAGGUGAUUCAUCACUUUAUAUUACUAUAUAUGUAUAUAUAUCUAUAUAAGACCAUGCAUGGAUGCCCUCCAUGCACUAGCUAGCCCUUCUCUGUCUGUUAGUGAUCAUGAAGAAUCCAAUGCGACUAUUCUCCGUCGUUUUCCUUCUCUUGCUGCUUGUGGCCACGGAGAUGGGGCCAAUAAUGGUUGCUGAGGCCAGGACAUGCGAGUCUCAGAGCCAUCGAUUUAAGGGUAUAUGCAUUCGGCACAGCAACUGCGCUACUAUUUGCCAAACUGAAGGCUUCCAUGGAGGACACUGCCGAGGGCUACGCCGUCGCUGCUUCUGCACUAAGCAUUGUUAGUCUAUAUAUAUAUAUGUAUAAUAUCAGAGUGAGAGGACUAGCAAAUCAUACGUUAUCCUCUUCACUAGGGUUUUGUGAGCUUCAGAAUAAGAUUAUGGUUCGUGCGUUUGUCA